GGGCGGCGCCACUGAGUCCAAGGAUCCAUAAAGAGCAAGUCAAGACUGCGCAUGUCAAACUGGACCGAAACUAACCGGAUCGGAACCAACUAGAUGAAGUGAAGAUGAAGUGCUCUGUGGGUCUGGUUCUGGUUCUGCUCAGUUCUCUGCUGAGUCUGGGGGAGAGUGUUCAGUGCUUCAGUUGUCAGGAUUACAGCGGAACCUGCUCCAAAACCAGAGAGUGUUCCCAAGACGACGCCUGCCUCACGCUGAAGGCUCGAGGAGGAAACACGUAUCGACGGUGCAUCAAAUACACUGAGUGUACGUUCGACCAACUGUCCCUCGUCUACUCUGAGAUUCCCAGUUUUAAGUUUUCCUGUUGCACCUCAGACCUGUGUAACUCCGCCCCCGCGGGCUCAGCCAGCGUUCUGAUUGGUCUGCUGUGUUCACUGCUCACCAUGUGGUGGACCGCCCACUGAGGCCCAUAUAAGGAGAGGCCACGCCCACAUGCGCACAUAACCCCGCCUCCUGCUUCACUAAUAUAAUGAACCCAAAACUGGACUGGACCGGGACCAAACCAGGACCCGACCAGGACUAACCCAGAACCCGACCAGGACUAACCCAGGCUCUAGUCUUGAGUUGAGCCGAUGAUCCGAGUCUGUGGAGGCCAAACUCCGACUGAAAAACAUUUAAACAUUUAAACUGCUGCAGUUUCAGAAUCAACCAGAAACUUUAGAUUCACUCUGUAUUUUAAAUAAAGUUAUAAUUAUAUUGUAAUUGUAGAAUACAUUAUUAUUAUUAUGACUUUAUAUAAAGUACUCCUCGUCCUUGUACAGACGUUAUACAGACUUUAUACAGACUUCAGUGUUAAGAAUUCUUCUGUUUAACAGAAAAAUUGGAAACAAAGGGACAUUUCACACUUUUAUUAUUUCAGAUUUAAGGGCUUUAAUUCCCCAAAGCAGAAAAAAAAUAAAUAAAUUUAGUUUGUUUUUUAAAUAAUACUUUUGUUAUUCUAAAUGAUUGCUUGAAGUAUUGUGGUGUAAAUAUGAAAUAUUCAUAUUUAAAUACCAGAUUUAUGUUAAUCCUUGUGUUACUUUUGCUGCACUUUGGCCAAAUUAAACAUUUGAAAAUAAAGAUUUAAACCACUGCCAUAA
This is a messenger RNA of Boleophthalmus pectinirostris (great blue-spotted mudskipper), 1133 nucleotides long. It is a transcript of the gene cd59a, whose product is annotated as CD59 molecule (CD59 blood group). The record is from RefSeq and is a predicted model, not a curated record. The transcript has 5 exons. Lineage: Eukaryota; Metazoa; Chordata; Actinopteri; Gobiiformes; Gobiidae. The coding region runs from base 105 to 458 and encodes 117 amino acids.